Molecule: messenger RNA, 5884 nt
Organism: Sus scrofa (pig)
Lineage: Eukaryota; Metazoa; Chordata; Mammalia; Artiodactyla; Suidae
Product: cationic amino acid transporter 3
Biological process (GO): transmembrane transport; amino acid transport
Cellular component (GO): plasma membrane
Molecular function (GO): amino acid transmembrane transporter activity
Source: RefSeq, a predicted model, not a curated record
GAGGUUCCCAGGCUAGAGGUUGAAUCGGAGCUACAACUGCCAGCCUUUGCCACAGCCAGAGCAACUCGGGAUCCGAGGCGUGUCUGAGACCUACACCACAGCUCACGCACCGCCAGAUCCCUGACCCACUGAGUGAGGCCAGGUAUGGAACCCUCAUCUCUCCUGGAUCCCAGUUGGAUCUGUCUCCGCUGAGCCACAACAGGAAUUCCUAGAGCAAGAUGUUGAGUGUUGGGAUAGUGCAGACACAAUACACAGUGGGUCUGUGGGCACUCCUUUUUCCCGUUUUAUAUUCUUGCCUCCUUUGUUGAAGAUCAAUUGACCUUAGGAGUCUGAGGCCCUAAAAAGGAAAAAAAAAAAAAAGGAAAAAUCCCAAUCAUCUUGGAUAACACAGGAUUGCCAUAAAUCUUCAAUUUGCAAAAAAAAAAAAAAAAAGAAAAAGAAAAAAGAAAUGCAGUGUCUUCCAAGCCCAGUAAAGCAAGGUGUGCCUGUACACAUAUAUGUUCAUAUGUUUAUGUGUAAUUAAUAUGCAUAAAAUAGGUACAUGUAGUUUAAGUACUAAAAAGACACGUGUUACUCUUCCCUGUUCAUCUGGAAUUCACUGUCUCGCGGCAUCGUGUGUGUUUCUUUGCUGUGUCUCUCACCCCUCGGUCUCUGUGUAUGCUCUCUACAUUCUCAUUUCCUCUUAGAGAGACAUUGAGUGCAUUGGGUUAGGGGUUAUCCCAAUGACCUGCUUGUCCUGAAUUCCCUCUCUAAGGGCCUGUCACCAAAUACAGACACACUCUGAGGUAUGAGGGUUCUGUUUGCAGAACAAAGGACCCUAAAUGCCCAAGUGCCCAGCUGGAUUGGAGGGAAGACAGGAUGAUGGGAAAUCGGGGUGGGGAAAGAAGGGCCUGAGGGACAACUAGGAACACACACAUGUGGGCAGAACACAUCCCAGGUUUUGCCUUGAGGAACCACAACCGAGAGAAAGUGCCUUACACCAAACAUGUGAAACUGGCAUGUCAUCACCACUCUUCUAAAGCUUUGGCCAGCUGCCCUGAGCUGCUUCCCUGUCUGGAUCCCGAACAGUUAUCAGCCCCUUGGGGACAGAAACCCGGGUCUCCACCAUGGCCUGGUGUCAAUUCUGUCACUCGGGAAAGCUCAACCAAUAUUUGCAAGGGAUCGACUCUAUGUAGGAGACUCCUACAAAGGAAGUGGAGGACGCUUAGGACCUGGACUUACUUCAAGCUUACAAGGUUCUUUCUCUCACCUACAGAUGUGACUCUGAAACUUAGCGACAGCCUCCAUGGGUUGCCCCAUAGAGAGGGGGUCAGUCCGGGCUGUGUACCUCCAGAACCAGAGCCCUUCACUCUACUCUUAAACGACCCUUCCCUUCCUUCCUGUGGAUCUUCCACGCCCUCGUCCAGUGCCUAGACAUCACCUAAUAGCCAGAAGAAGGACAGAAAAACUCCCUGAGGGAUUGUUGGUUUGGAUGAAGAGCUCAGAUUCCUUUCUCACUCAGAACUCCUUCUAGUGGCUGAGAUUAGAAACUUUGCAUGAUAGGAGUUCCCCUUAUGAUGCAGGUAUUAACUAUAUUAAAUAUUUUAAAAUUAAAAGUAAAAUGCAAUACCACUAGACAUGCUCCAGAAGAGCUAGAAUGAAAACGAUGGGGAAAAAAACAAAAGAAACAGGGUUUGGUGGAAUGUGGAGUGCGGAUAUUCUGCUGUUGGAAAUAGAAAGAGGUGUCACCUCUUCUAGGGAUGUUCCCAACACAGUUUGACCCAAAUAUGCACGACGACACAUCUACUAGAGGUUCAUCUCAGCUCUCCUUGUGGUGGCUCCCCACUGGAGCCGACCUAAAAGCCCAUGGAGACAGGACGGGGUCAGUUCUUUGUGAGGGAUGGACAUGAUUUCUUCCAGCUUCGAUGGGAUACAAGUGCCCAAAACGCUGGGUAAUUUUUAGGUGGAGACUGUGAUGAGCUGAAGUUUUACCUGCCUGCAGGGAGUCUGGGCCCUCUCAGUUCCCUGCAACAGCCCUGCAGAGGGACCUGCAAACCCAAGAUACAUGAAAGGUACAUGAAGCUUAGCGACAGCCUCCAUUGGUCCGUUUAUAGAGCACCUGACGUGAGACAACGUCAAUUUCUGCUGCUGGAUCAGGACAGAGGUCCUCCUAGGAGGAGUGGGGACUGGAUUGGCAGUGGGGGGAGGGGAGGUUCCAGGGUGCUGGCAGUAUUUCUGCUUGGCUUCUUUUUUUUCCCCCUAUGGUCUUUUUAGGGCCGCACCCUCACAUACGGAGGUUCCCAGGGUAGGGGUUCUAAUCAGAGCCACAGCUGCCAGCUUACACCACAGCCACAGCAACGCCAGAUCUAAGCCGAAUCUGCGACUACAUCACAGCUGAAGAUCAUGCUGGAUCCUUAGCCCACUGAGCGAGGCCAGGAAUGGAACCCGAAACCUUGUGGUUCCUGGUUGGAUUGGUUUCCGUGUCAUCAUGAUGGGAACUUCUUCCCUGCUUGUCCUAAUGUCCAGCAAUUCUCCUUCUGCGGACUCACCCAGAAGAACCGAAGGCACCCUCCAGAAGAAUUCUCUGUACAGCCUUGUUCAUGGCAGCGUUGCUCACAAGAGCUAGAACACGCAGCACCCCAAGUGCCCACGGACCAACGAAGGGCUGUCGGAGGUCGUGUGUACACACAGCAGCGUGUUGUUCAGCAUUAAGAAGGAAGGGAAUGCUAACACAUGCCGCACCGUGUGUCUACCUUACAGACGUCCUGCUAAGUAAGGUGAGCUUUUCUGCAAAGGAGAACUUGGAAUGACUCCACUUAAGUAUUGUAAGAGGCACCUGGAGCGGUCAGAUGCCUAGAGACAGAAAGUGGUAGGGAGAUUGCGAGGAACCGGGAGAGGAGAGGGGGUUUGUUGGUGCAUGGGUACGGUUUCAGUUGUGCAAGAGGCAAAACGUUCUGGAGUUGGGUGGCACAAAAUGUGAACAUAGGUUACCGUGACUGAACUGGACCCUUAAAAUGGAUGAAAUGGAAAUUUGAUGUGCAUUAUAUAUUUCAGUUGUGGGGAGGGAGUGGGAUGGAUUGGGAGCUUGGGGUUAAUAGAUGCAGACUAUUGCCUUUGGAAUGGAUUAGCAGUGAGAUCCUGCUGUGUAGCACUGAGAACUAAGUCUAGUCACUUUCAUGAGCAUGGUAAUGUGAGAAAAAAGAAGGUAUACCUGUGUCUGUAACUAUCUCACCAUGCCGUACAAUCGGAAAAAUAAACUGUAUUGGGGAAAUAAAAAAAAAAUUUAACGCCUGUAAAAAACGAUCUCAGAACCAUGCCCUGAGGGUAACCACAGACCUGUCAAGGGCUGAUAGCAACACUCCAGAUGCUCCCACCCACCCAGCCCCAGCCCCACCCAACAACCCAGGGGUUAAGCCUUGUCCUUGGGGCUCAGGGACUCCCUGCUUCCCUCUUUGGAGCGGAGGCAGCUCCAGCCCCACACAGCUUAACCUCAGCUUCCCUGACUGAUCCCUGCUCCAGGCUCUGCUCCAGGAAUCCAGGCGUAGCCUCCUCAAUAUGUCCAGGAUGCUGUGUCAGUCAAUUUGCCUAUUUGGUCAGAAGCUGGUCCGCAGGAGGUCACUGGAGCCCAGGGAUGGGUCUGAGGGUCGAAUGGCUCGUUGUCUGAACACCCUUGACCUCGUGUCCUUGGGUGUGGGCAACACCCUGGGCGCUGGCGUGUACAUCCUGGCUGGUGCAGUGGCCAGGGACAUAGCUGGACCAUCGAUUGUCCUCUGCUUCCUGGUGGCCGCCCUGUCUUCUGUGCUGUCUGGGCUCUGCUAUGCGGAGUUUGGGGCCCGGGUACCAUGCUCCGGUUCUGCGUAUCUCUACAGCUACGUGACAGUGGGACAACUGUGUGCCUUCAUCACUGGAUGGAACCUCAUACUCUCCUAUAUCAUAAUGAAUGUUCCGUCUUCUGUCACUGCAGUUGCCGCCAGCGUGGCCAGGGCCUGGAGCUCCGCCUUCGACAGCCUGAUCAGGAACCACAUCUCUCAGGUGUUCAAGGAAACUUUCUCCCUGCAUGUGCCCCACUUCCUGGCCAAGUACCCAGACUUUUUUGCCCUGAGCCUGGUGCUGCUGCUCAUGGGAGUACUGGUUCUGGGAGUUCGCACGUCAGCCCUGGUUAACAAAAUGUUCACAGGCAUCAACCUCUUGGUACUCAGCUUCAUCAUCCUCACUGGCUUCAUUAAGGGAGACCUGCACAACUGGCAGCUCACAGAACAGGACUACAAACUGGCCACAGCUGGAUCCAAUGACACCUCUAGGCUGGGCCCUCUGGGUUCUGGAGGGUUUGCGCCUUUUGGCUUUGGCGGGAUUCUCCGAGGAGCAGCCACGUGUUUCUACGGGUUCAUUGGUUUUGAUAUCAUUGCCACUGCAGGGGAAGAAGCUGUAAAUCCUCAGCGUUCCAUCCCCUUGGGCAUCGUGAUCUCACUCUUCGUCUGCUUUUUGGCCUAUUUUGGGGUCUCCGCAUCACUCACCCUCAUGCUGCCCUAUUAUCAGAUUCGUCCUGACAGCCCCCUGCCCCAGGCUUUUCUCCAGGUUGGGUGGGCCCCCGCUGGAUACAUUGUGGCUGUUGGCACCCUCUGUGGUCUUUUAUGUAGCCUCCUGGGUGCCAUGUUCUCUAUGUCUCGAGUGACCUUCGCCAUGGCAGAUGAUGGGCUCCUUUUCCGGGGACUUGCCUGGCUCCAUGCCCGCACACGCACCCCUCUGGUGGCCAUCGUGGCUUCUGGAACUCUUGCAGGGAUCAUGGCCUUACUUUUCAAGUUCAGUGACCUGGUGGACCUCAUGUGCACAGGGACCCUGCUUGCUUACUCCCUGGUGGUUUUUUCUGUCCUUGUCCUCAGAUACCAGCCAGAACACAAUAUAAGCAAGAAUGACAGAACACAGGACACAACUGAAGUGGAUCCUGAAGUGAAAGCAAGUCCUUUGGAAUCUGUACCUGAAGGGAUAAUCUCGAGGACUCUAAAGUGUCUGUGUAACCCUAUCAGCACCACCCCAACUCUGAAAUCUGGCCAGAUUGUCUAUGGAUGUGCCUUCCUGCUAGCUCAUCCUUGCAGUAUUUCUACUGACCAUCCUGAGCCUGCUUCUGGCCCUGUGGCCGAGCCAAGUAUUCUCUGGAGACCCCGGGUUCACAGCAGGGGCUGUGCUGCUGCUGCUGCUCAUUGCGGGGAUCACUGUCAUCAUUUGGAGGCAGCCCCAGAACCCCUCUCCUCUUCCCUUCAGGGUCCCUGCUCUGCCCGUCCUCCCAGUGCUGAGCAUCUUUGUGAAUGUCUACCUGAUGAUGCAGAUGUCCUCUGUGACCUGGGCCCAGUUUGGCAUCUGGAAUGCCAUGGGACUGGCCAUAUACUUUGGAUAUGGGAUCCGACACAGCCUGGAGGAGAGGAGGGAUCCACAGCUACCAGCCUCCACCUCCCAGACUCUUCAUGAACACACCCCUGGUGCUGAAUCCUCUUAAUCACAAGAAGUAGAUGCUGUGUGGUUCCCUCUAUUCCUGGGAGGCAUCUCCUUGUUCAAGGGACACUUUGAGCCUCUGUGGAGGAUGCAGGCAGGAGGCAUUUAGAGCCCUGUAUUUAUUGCCAGUGGACACAAUGACUUUACCCUACAAUGUUUACUGACCUUUUAAAAGCGUAGUGUACAUACAGAAAAGUGCCUGCUUCCUAAGUGUGAAGCAAGAUGAAUUUUCCGAAGAAAAUGCAGCCGUGUCACAAGCAACCAGGGGAAGAAACACAACACUAACCUGCAUGAAAGAGGUGCUCUCUUGGAGUUCCCGUCGUGGCUCAGUGAUUAACAAGUCCAACUAGGAACCAUGAGGUUGUGGGUUCGAUCCCCGGCCUUGCUCUGUGGGUUAAGGAUCCAAUGUUGCCGUGAG